Messenger RNA from Eucalyptus grandis, 807 nucleotides. RefSeq names its product GDSL lipase-like. The record is from RefSeq and is a predicted model, not a curated record. The transcript has 4 exons. Gene Ontology annotation, molecular function: lipase activity. Lineage: Eukaryota; Viridiplantae; Streptophyta; Magnoliopsida; Myrtales; Myrtaceae. Gene Ontology annotation, biological process: lipid metabolic process. Bases 1 to 807 code for a protein of 268 amino acids.
AUGUCGACCCCGAACCUGCACAUGAUCUUGCUCGCUAUUUUUGCGACCUUCGCCGUCUCAACUCGCUGCAACAUGAAUCAAUCCCCACAUGGCGUCGCUCUCUUCAUCUUUGGGGACUCCCUCGCUGAUGCAGGGACCAACAAUUACAUAAACACCACCUCCUAUUUCAAGGCGAACUUUUAUCCCUAUGGAGAGACUUUCUUCCAUUAUCCCACAGGAAGACCAUCGAACGGCCGCCUAACUGUCGAUUUCAUCGCUGAAUAUGCAAAGCUACCGUUCAUUCCACCGUAUGUGCGGCUGCAAGAACAUGGAUUCAUGGGAGGGGCGAAUUUUGCUGGCGGUGGAGCCGGUGCUUUGGUUGAUACUUUUCAAGGACUUGUGUCAAACUUGCACAUGCAGUUGAAGCAAAUGGAAGAGCUAGAGAAGAUAUUGAGGAAAGAACUGGGCAAUGAGAAGGCAAAGACAAUAAUUUCCGAGGGUGUUUACUUUAUAUGCAUAGGAAGCAAUGACUACGUGGCGAGGGUUGCUGAUAAUCCUACUCCGUUUCAGUCCAUUUCCAUGGAAGAUUACGUGGGGAUGGGAAUAUAUGAAGUAGGAGGAAGAAAAUUUGCAGUGAUGGGAGUAGGGCAAAUUGGGUGUGUGCCAGGUAUGAGAUCAUCAACCAGAAACGGUUCUUGCUCGGAUGAAGUCAACAAACUCGCAAAGCUUCACAACACUGCUCUUACUGCAAUUCUCCCAAAGCUGGAGUCUCAACUGCAAGGAUUCAAGUACUCCUACUUCGACUUCUAUACUGCGCUCAGCGAAUGA